This is a messenger RNA of Thunnus maccoyii (southern bluefin tuna), 2176 nucleotides long. Its product is annotated as xaa-Pro dipeptidase-like. The coding region runs from base 50 to 1537 and encodes 495 amino acids. NCBI's taxonomy places the organism in Eukaryota, Metazoa, Chordata, Actinopteri, Scombriformes, Scombridae. The transcript has 15 exons. Gene Ontology annotation, molecular function: manganese ion binding; metalloaminopeptidase activity. The record is from RefSeq and is a predicted model, not a curated record.
CUUAAGAGCAGUACAAAAUUCACGUGACAGUCUGGACCAGUGUAUCAUCAUGGCUGCUGCACCUCAACCUGUCUACUGGCUUGGUAACGACACCUUGAGGGUGUCUGCUGCCCUUUUUGCUGAGAACCGUCGAAAGCUGUGCAAUGGGCUAAAAGCCAAAGACGGAGUGGUGCCAAAGUCAUUUGUGGUGCUACAGGGAGGAGAGCAGUCACAGAGGUACUGCACGGACACAGACCUCCUUUUCAGACAGGAGUCUUUCUUCCACUGGGCUUUUGGAGUAACCGAGCCUGACUGCUACGGAGCCAUUGAUGUGGACUCAGGGAAAUCCAUCCUUUUUGUUCCCAAACUGCCUGAAAGCUAUGCCACUUGGAUGGGAGAGAUUUACCCUAAAGAGCACUUCAAGGAGAAGUAUGCUGUUGAUGAGGUGCAAUACACCUGUGAUAUUGCUGAUGUCCUCACCAGCAAGACACCAGCAGUUCUCCUAACACUGCGAGGAGUGAACACAGAUAGCGGGAGCACCUGCCGUGAAGCCUCCUUUGAAGGAAUUAGCCGCUUCCAAGUGAACAACACUCUUUUACACCCAGUCAUUGUGGAAUGCCGCCUGACUAAGACAGAUAUGGAGCUGGAGGUCCUGCGCUACACCAACAGGAUUUCCAGUGAAGCCCACAAAAUGAUCAUGAAGAAUGUGAAACCUGGACUGAAAGAAUAUGAAAUGGAGAGCUUGUUCCAGCACUACUGCUACACCAAAGGAGGGAUGCGCCACACCUCGUACAUUUGUAUCUGUGGAACGGGCAAUAACUCCUCUGUUCUUCACUACGGUCAUGCCGGAUUUCCCAAUGACAAGACAAUUGUGGAUGGAGACAUGUGUCUGUUCGACAUGGGUGGAGAGUACUACUGCUACUCCUCAGACAUCACCUGCUCCUUCCCAGCCAAUGGGAAGUUCACUCCAGACCAGAGGGCCAUCUAUAACGCCGUCCUCAAGUCCUCCCGAACUGUCAUGGCUGCCAUCAAACCAGGUGUGAAGUGGACUGAAAUGCACCGCCUGGCUGACCGGGUUCACCUGGAGGAGCUGGUGAAGAUCGGCAUCCUGACUGGAAACUUGGAGGACAUGAUGAGGGUCCACAUGGGCUCCGUCUUCAUGCCUCAUGGCCUCGGACACCUGCUGGGCAUCGACGUGCACGACGUGGGAGGCUACCCUGAGGGGGUAGAGCGUAUAGACGAGCCUGGACUGAGGAGUCUUCGAAUGGGCCGCCUGGUGGAGGAGCGGAUGGUCCUCACCGUGGAGCCAGGCAUAUACUUCAUCAACCACCUGCUGGAUGAGGCCCUGGCCAACCCUGCACAGAGCUGCUUCAUCAACAACCAAGUGCUUGCUCGCUUCCGCGGCUUUGGAGGGGUACGCAUUGAAGAUGACAUCGCAGUAACAGCGAAUGGUGUAGAGCUGCUGACUUGUGUCCCUCGUACUGUGGAGGAGAUUGAGGCGUACAUGAGCGACUCUGCAAAACCUUUCAGCCCCGUCGUCAACAGUGAGAAAUUCUGAAUGACAACUCUCAGUAAAGUCCGAGCUGUAAACUGUGAUGUCAGGGAUUAAAUGCUGCAGAUCAACAACAAAGUAAUAUUCUUCUGUGAAACUGAAGUUAUUACUCUCAUUGUCAUAUCCCACUUAUACAACAGAUACACAAUCAAGACUAUUAAUCAGCAAAGCAGCAGAAUUAACACGACUAUAAUAAGCAAGCAAACAUUAACAACAUGUUCAUUCAAUAUCUCAUCUAAGCUUUCAUAAUGGUUUUAAAACAGUCUUAAAUAUUAGCAACACAACACUUUGAGGGACAAACUCUUCUUGAAUACUGUAACAGUGUUUAUUCAUUUCUGUGCCUCCUGGUAAGAUCAAUUUAAAAAUGUUUUUUAAAAAAAUUCUUAUUCUUAUAUUCCUCGUUGUAAACAUUGAUUUAAAAAAAUGCUGUUAAAUUGAAUUAAAUAAACAUUUUAAUUUGCUACUACGUGUAGCAGGUUUUUAUUUGUUAAUUCAAUUUGUAUUUUGUAUGAAACACUCUUCUUAAAGGUUAUACAAAUCAGUACAAUGGACCACAGAGUUUCUGUGAACCUUACAGUUGUCAUCUGACAGGAGAUAAUUUUGUUAUGAAGAUAAGGCAGUGUUAAAUAAACAUGUAUUAUUAUA